AUGCAGCAACAAGCACCAACAGAAUCAUCAUCCGUUCCCGAAAACGCCAACGAACACUGCCCAGGUGUUCAGAGCACGACAGCAGGGAAAACAUCGGCUUGUGCUGGAUGUCCGAAUCAAUCCUUAUGUUCAAGCGGAGCUAUGAAAAACAAUGUUAAUCAAACAGCAAUUGAAACGGAGCAGAUUAAAGAGGCUAUGAAAUCGAUCAAGAGAAAGUUUUUAGUGUUAUCAGGAAAAGGAGGAGUUGGAAAAAGUACAAUAUCGAGUCAAUUAGCGCUCACGCUUGCUCUUACAUUUCAAAAUGAUCAAGAAUCAAUUCCUCAAGUUGGUGUUCUUGAUGUUGACUUGUGUGGUCCUUCCAUUCCGACCAUGUUCGGAUUAGAAGGAUAUCAAUUACACCAAAGUAACCUUGGUUGGAUUCCAGCAUAUUACGAAGAUAACUUAGCAGUUGUGAGCAUUGGAUUCAUGUUACCGAAAAAAGAUGACGCAGUUAUUUGGAGAGGGCCAAAGAAGAAUGGCUUGAUUAAACAAUUUUUGAGAGAUGUUUAUUGGGGUGAUUAUUUGGAUUAUUUGAUCAUUGAUACACCUCCUGGAACAAGUGAUGAACACAUUACAAUUGUUCAAUAUUUGAAGAAUGUUGAUAUAGAUGGAGCAAUUGUUGUCACCACACCGCAAGACGUGAGCUGCAACGAUGUUAGAAGAGAAAUUAACUUUUGUAAAAAGGUUAAUAUUCCGAUUAUUGGUAUUAUUGAAAACAUGAGCGGAUUUGUCUGUCCUCAUUGUUCAAACAAGACCAUGAUCUUUAAACCUACAAGUGGAGGAGGAGAGCAAUUGGCAAAAGAUUACAACAUUCCUUUUUUAGGAAGCAUUCCUUUGGAUCCUGUAGUAAUGCAGGCAUGUGAAACAGGAAAAAGUAUCGUUCGAGAUCAUCCUGAGUCUCCUGCUUCACAAGCCAUGAAAGAAAUUGUUCAAAAGAUUGUAGAUCACAAAAGUUCCGUACAUUAUUAA
Naegleria lovaniensis is the source of this 1008-nucleotide messenger RNA. RefSeq lists its product as uncharacterized. Bases 1 to 1008 code for a protein of 335 amino acids. Gene Ontology annotation, molecular function: ATP binding; 4 iron, 4 sulfur cluster binding; ATP-dependent FeS chaperone activity. NCBI's taxonomy places the organism in Eukaryota, Heterolobosea, Eutetramitea, Acrasida, Naegleriidae. Gene Ontology annotation, cellular component: cytosol. The transcript has a single exon. Gene Ontology annotation, biological process: iron-sulfur cluster assembly. The record is from RefSeq and is a predicted model, not a curated record.